AUGUUCAUAAAUGGUUGUGAAAAAUUAUUACCAGAAUUACCUUCAUACAUAAAGUAUCAUGAGUUGGAUAAUGUGUUAGUUGGAAACGAAGAUGAGAGUUUUUGUAAUGACUUGGCCACCGACAAUGAGGAAGUUAAGACACACUGUAAAAGGAUAGCAACAAAUUUAAGAGCAUUAUCAAAAAGUGUAGGAAGCGAGCGCACAGACAAUUGUUAUUAUUUCCAGAACUGGUUUUUUGAACAUUUGUGGAAAAAAAUCAAUACGCAAGGGGAAAUAUAUAAUCAAAAUGUUGUGAAGAAACUUUAUGCUGUUGUAGAAAUGAUUAAUAGAACCGAUUUCAGGCAAAUACCUUGUACUUGUAUACAAACAUAUAACUUGAAGGAAGCAAUGGAAGAAAAAGAUUUGCAUGAUUAUUUUAAAAAUUAUAACUAUAUUAUAACAAACAUGUCCGAUAAAAAUAAAUGCGAAAAUUAUAUAAAUUAUAUAAAUUAUAUUGAAAACUUAUAUAAUGAAGACCAAGAUUACUGCUGUGGAUUAGGUUACUUGUAUCAGGAUUGCAUACAUUAUUUUAAAUGUGAAGAACAUUAUAGACCUUCAAAUUUAUUAUCUAAAUUAAGGGAAACUAUAAGUCAAUUAAAUGAAAAUACAACUGAUGUCGGAAUAGGUGCAAAAUCUGAAGUACAUAAUGAAACCGGAAGUCCCCAUCAAAGCGAUAUCAUGCCUCCCAAGAGAAGUGAAGAUGAGAACCUAUUUCCAGAGAUCACAUAUAACACACCACUCCAUGGAACGAUCGAUACUGCUGAUACUAUUCCACCAAUAUCAGACACAUUAAAGCCAAUUAAUUAUCAGCAAAUUGUCAUAGGAACAUCAAUAAUGGGAACAAUUAUAUUCCUUUACUUUUUUUAUAAGUCUACGCUAUUUGAAUCGAGGCCAAAUAAAAGGAGAAUAAAGAAAAAAAGAUUUAAUAAUUAUUAUCAUGAGAAUCUUAAUGAAGAAUCAUUAGAACAUGAUUUUGACUCCGAAUUUGAAGAUUCACAAAUGAGAAGAUUAUACUUUGUUUAUAACCCUAGGUGA
Messenger RNA from Plasmodium gonderi, 1074 nucleotides. Its product is annotated as variable surface protein. Lineage: Eukaryota; Apicomplexa; Aconoidasida; Haemosporida; Plasmodiidae. The record is from RefSeq and is a predicted model, not a curated record. Bases 1 to 1074 code for a protein of 357 amino acids. The transcript is spliced from 3 exons.